Leguminivora glycinivorella is the source of this 1096-nucleotide messenger RNA. RefSeq names its product mediator of RNA polymerase II transcription subunit 30 (gene MED30). Gene Ontology annotation, molecular function: transcription coregulator activity. Bases 169 to 1023 code for a protein of 284 amino acids. The record is from RefSeq and is a predicted model, not a curated record. NCBI's taxonomy places the organism in Eukaryota, Metazoa, Arthropoda, Insecta, Lepidoptera, Tortricidae. Gene Ontology annotation, cellular component: mediator complex. The transcript is spliced from 8 exons. Gene Ontology annotation, biological process: positive regulation of DNA-templated transcription.
UGUCAACCAACCUCUCCUCUCCUCUCCUCGUAUCAGUCGUAUCGUAACAAAAUAAAGUAGAGAAUUAGCCAGCAUUUUUAUUUGGCUCGGAUUGUUUUUCUUAUUGAUAAAAGUAUUUUUUUAAUCUACAUUUCAGUGUAAAAUCAUAACGUUGUUUAAACUGUUAUAAUGGCUGGGCAGGGGCACCAGUUCCCCGGUAACUUCCAAGGAAAUGCCGGCGCGAUGCGGUCCGGUUUUGGCGGCGCUCCGAUGGGGGGACAAAUGCAACCUAUGCCUAACCAGUUAGCAGGGGUGAUGGGUGGUGGUAUGGCCAAUCCUGGCGGCAUGGUGGGUAUGGGCAACCAGAUGGUGCCUCCGUAUGGAGCAGCUAUGCAAAACCAGAUGGGAGCUAUGGGCAUGGGCCCCCAGGGCAUGGGAGUGGGUGUUGGAGGUAACCCAAACCCAGGAUUAGCUCAAGCUGUGCAGCAGCAACAACAAGCGAGUAUGCAGCAGGCAGUGGCGGCGCCUGCAUCUGCUGCACCAGCAACUGCCUCGGCGCCCGCGCAGCCUCAGCAGAACAAGGAUUUCAACACAGCUUCACUUUGCAAAUUUGGCCAAGAAACAGUACAAGACAUUGUCAGCAGGACGCAGGACGUUUUCCAAACACUGAAAGCAAUUCAACCUCCAAACGGUACUCAAAUCGGCGAGAACGCGAGCAACGAUAAAAAGACGAAGAUGCAGGAGCAGUUGCGAACGAUACGGCUUUUGUUCAAACGUCUGCGCCUGGUUUAUGACAAAUGCAACGAGACGUGUCAGGGAAUGGAGUACACACACAUGGAGAGCCUGAUCCCGCUGAAGGACGAAGCCGACAAUAAGACCCUGGACGAGCGGCGGAACACGGAGUCUUACCGGCGAGACUUGGAGGAAAACCGGGAGCUUACGGAACAGGUGGUCCUCAAGAACAAACAGCUCAAAGAAGUCAUCACGAAUCUAAGGACUAUCAUAUGGGAAAUCAACGUUAUGCUUACUAUGAGACGGUCUUAAACUAUUUAUAAAUGUGUUAAAAUCAACACGUAGGUACAUUGAAAGGUUAAUAAGGUAUUGGAAGUACAGUCAC